AUUACCUUUUCCUCAAAGCAGUCGAGAAAAAAAAAAAAACUAUUUCCGUAAUAAAAAAGGAGCUGCUGGUGACCUCACCGACUCCAAAAACUAGGGCUUAUAAAUACAAACAAGCAUCGGCUCAUAACUUCAUUCACUACCUUAACCAUUCAAUCAAAUUCUUUAAGAGAAACUCGCAACACACAACAAGCCAAGAUGUCAAAGAAGAUCAUGUUGAAGAGCUCUGACGGAGAAUCCUUCGAGGUGGAAGAAGAGGUUGCUCGUCAAUCACAGACUUUAGCAAAUCUCAUCGAAGACAAUUGCGCCGAUGGCGAGAUCCCGAUUGCGAACGUCACAAGCAAAAUCCUCGGCAUGGUGGUAGAAUACUGCAAGAAGCACGUCGUGGUGGUCGAUGGAGGUGAUGAUUCAUCUUCCUCCUCCACCUCCGAGGAGGAUCUCAAGAAGUGGGACGCUGACUUCAUGCCAAUCGAUCAGUCCACUAUGUUUGACCUGAUCUUGGCUGCGAAUUACUUAAACGUUGCAAGCCUGCUUGAUCUCGCUACCCAGACAGUUGCUGAUAUGAUCGCAGCAUGCAAGGAUGCUGCAGAGAUUCGCGCAAAGUUUGGCAUCGAGAAUGAUUUUACACCAGAGGAAGAAGAAGAGAUUGUCAAGGAGAACCAAUGGGCUUUUGAAUGAAACCCUAACUAGUUUGUUUGUUUUUAUUUUAUUUUUAUUAUAAGGAUAUAAACCAAUGGUGUUUUGCUAUGGAGACAAUCUUUAGUUAGAUAUUAAUAUAUGUUUUAGCAAUUUUA
Brassica napus (rape) is the source of this 791-nucleotide messenger RNA. Its product is annotated as SKP1-like protein 1A. Gene Ontology annotation, cellular component: nucleus; cytoplasm. Gene Ontology annotation, molecular function: cullin family protein binding. The coding region runs from base 196 to 675 and encodes 159 amino acids. The record is from RefSeq and is a predicted model, not a curated record. Lineage: Eukaryota; Viridiplantae; Streptophyta; Magnoliopsida; Brassicales; Brassicaceae. The transcript has a single exon. Gene Ontology annotation, biological process: SCF-dependent proteasomal ubiquitin-dependent protein catabolic process.